GCAAUGCAUUGGUUGAACCAAUCACCAGCGACGACUAUGUGCGUUUGUUAAUGUGUUACUUACCUAUUUUCAUUUUUCAUAUUUUGCUAGUAAUUAAGUAGGUAAUGUAAUAGGUCAUUAAACAAGCAUAUGUAUAAAGAUCGAAGUGAGUCAUACCAAAUAUUAAUUUCAAGUGUGUUACGGCGUGGUAUCUACCUGUAAAGACUCUAAAGUAAACAGUCAAGUUAUUUAAAAUGCAGUUGUUUAUAAGGGAACAGGAGACGCACGUCUUAGAGUGCCAUCCCGACGAGACCAUCGCCCAUAUUAAGGCAAAACUCACAGCAUUUCAAAAUGAUGAGUUCACUCUUUCCUGUGCUAGUAAAAUUCUUAGUGAUGACAUCCUUGUAAAAGAGUUGGCUACAGAUACUCUUGAUUUAAAUGUUCAUCUUCUUGGAGGUAAAGUCCAUGGAUCCUUGGCUCGUGCUGGCAAAGUCAAAGGACAAACACCAAAGGUUGAAAAACAAGAAAAAAGUAAGAAAAAGACUGGACGUGCAAAGAGACGAAUUCAGUACAAUCGUAGAUUCGUCAAUGUUGUACAAACAUAUGGCCGCCGACGUGGUCCGAAUGCCAACCCCAAUUCAUAAACAUUUAUUACUUAUAUGAUUUAAAAAAUCCAUAAUUAUUAAGGAAAAAAUAAAUAAAUACAAA
Molecule: messenger RNA, 687 nt
Organism: Copidosoma floridanum
Lineage: Eukaryota; Metazoa; Arthropoda; Insecta; Hymenoptera; Encyrtidae
Gene: RpS30
Product: ribosomal protein S30
Biological process (GO): translation
Cellular component (GO): ribosome; cytosolic small ribosomal subunit
Molecular function (GO): structural constituent of ribosome
Source: RefSeq, a predicted model, not a curated record